Lethenteron reissneri (Far Eastern brook lamprey) is the source of this 787-nucleotide messenger RNA. It is a transcript of the gene FDX1, whose product is annotated as ferredoxin 1. Gene Ontology annotation, cellular component: mitochondrion. Lineage: Eukaryota; Metazoa; Chordata; Hyperoartia; Petromyzontiformes; Petromyzontidae. Gene Ontology annotation, biological process: P450-containing electron transport chain. The record is from RefSeq and is a predicted model, not a curated record. Gene Ontology annotation, molecular function: 2 iron, 2 sulfur cluster binding; electron transfer activity.
CAGUGACGGUGCUCCGGUGGUGAUGUGAGAGGCCUCAGGAGGGUCAAGUUGAGUUCGAACUGAAGAGACGAGCGCGGGUCGCGUUCGCAAGAGUGGCCCGCCUCGCCAGAAGAGCAAAAUAUAAACUAAUAAACUAAUACGAUUACGUAAAAACACAAACAGCUAUUACAAAAAUAGAAGUCAGCGCAAAAAACAACUGCGUCACGUGAGAAAUUGAAAACGCCACGUGAACAUAAAUAAACUAUUGGUGAUGUCAUGACGAUCGUGACGGUGAUGGGGUGGUAAUGUCUCGGGUAAUCUCUGUGCGCUUCGUGGAUCGCGAUGGGCGCGUGCUGCCCGCGCGUGGCCGCGAGGGCGACUCCCUGCUGGAGGUGGUCACCCAGAACCAGAUCCACGUCGACGGCUACGGCGCGUGCGAGGGCACGCUGGCGUGCUCCACGUGCCACGUGCUGCUGCCCCGCGACACCUUCCACAAGAUGGAGCCGCCCGGCGACGACGAACUCGACCUGCUCGACCUCGCCACCGGGGUCCAGAGCACAUCUCGUCUCGGCUGUCAGGUGACGCUGACGCGUGACCUCCAGGACGCGACCUUCACAAUUGCCAACGGGAGCGUGGACACACGAAACCAGGGCCUCAAGCAGGACUGAGGGGCUCGCAACUCAACCAGACCAGGGGACCAUCAGACCCAACCAGCAACCAUCAGACCCAACCAGAGAUCAUCAGACCCAACCAGAGACCAUCAGACCCAACCAGAGACCAUCAGACCCAACCAGAGACCACCAGACCC